GUACCCGCUUCCCGUUCAUUCUUCCAGGGCUUCUUCUCCUCCCGUUCUCGGCCGCGGCUUCCCACCUUUUCUCCUUCGCAGCUCCAAUCGCCUUCGACGCCGAUAGUUGAUUCUUUAGCGGCAGUUUGGCAACAAGGAUGGAGGCGGAGGUGGUGGGCUCAGAGAUGGUGUUGCCGGCGGCUCUGCCCUUCAAGCGGGUGCAGAUGUCAGACAAGUAUCCGAAGGGACAGUCGAGAGGCCGCCACUGGAAGCACCUCAAGCAGAUUCUCCAAGCCGAGAACUACGCCUCCCUACCUGCCCACGAACCCAACUAUCUAAAUAUCGAGUCACCUCCAUCCUUGUAUCCAUCAAAGAAAUAUUGUGACAUGACAGGCUUUGAGGCACCAUACACUGAUCCAAGGACGAAGCUACGGUAUGCAAAUCCAGAUGUGUUCAAGCGCGUUCGAUCACUUCCUAACGAGUAUGUCCAACGGUAUCUGGCUUUGAGGAAUGCUGCGAUCAUUUUGCGAUAGGAUCUUGUUCCCUUUGUUGUCUUCCAAGUAUAUGGCUUUGCCAUCGUUUUAGUUAGGAUCUCAUCGAAGAUGAAAGAUAGUAAACCAGAUGAAUGUUGUGGAACUUUUGCUUAGGUAUUACAACUCAUAUUAUCUUCAUCACUUUUGUAAAUAUAAUCAUGUUUUCAUGGUUGCAUAUUUGUCACUUUGGAAUUACAUACCAAGUGAAAUAACAAUUUGUAUUAGGUGUUCCAUG
Messenger RNA from Musa acuminata subsp. malaccensis (wild Malaysian banana), 747 nucleotides. RefSeq names its product protein EIN6 ENHANCER. Gene Ontology annotation, cellular component: Ino80 complex. The record is from RefSeq and is a predicted model, not a curated record. Lineage: Eukaryota; Viridiplantae; Streptophyta; Magnoliopsida; Zingiberales; Musaceae. Gene Ontology annotation, biological process: chromatin remodeling.